CAGAAUUUUAUUGUGCUUAUAUCCUGUACAGCCGUCCUGCAGGUAUGCAUCCCCCAGCGCCCACUCGUUCAUGGUACUGCAGAGUGUCUCGAUGUCCCUGCAACAUUACAUCGAGGACCUCAUUAAAUUGUCCGGCGAAGAUAUCGAUUUCUACGUAGCGAGUAGUCUUCCGCUGGACUCUGACGUUGCGAACAUGUCUCUAGGCGAGACCGUUGGCCCAUACUCCAUCAACGCUCCGCACGCUGGCCAUGUUGAAGCCUUACCUGGCGGUUUGGCUCCGAGAAAGGACCGUUUCACUACUGCUGGGAACCAUGCAUCUUGGGGAGUACCUGGAUGCACAGCUGUCUCGGACUGCCAUGAAUCGGGGACUAGCUCGUCAACCAAGAAUGAGAAACCCUGUGCGGCUUGUCAGAUGCGCAAGAAAAAGUGUGAAAAAGACGAGACCGAGUUGAAAUGUCGUUACUGUCGUAAAAAAGACGUAGAAUGUUUGCCACAUAUACCAGCUAGACUCAUUAAAGACGUGUAUGGGAUAGAUGUUCUUGAAAAGAGCACUCCCAGAGCAGACAAGGAUGGCUUCGUCCAUGAGUAUGUUGGGAAAAUUGCCAAGGCAUCUUUAUAAUCAGUUAUUGCUAUUAUCUAUUGAUACUUUUGCUCUCUUCAUAAGCAUCUGGCGAUGAAUAUUCGAAACACGAUCAUCACUUCUGGGCUAUACUCAUUGAGCGACCCUUUAUUUAAUUAGGAUACCACUUAUCUUUGUCAAAUGCUGUUCUUUUAACUACUUUCUUUUAACUGCUCAUUCGCAUUCAUGGAUUUCUAUUAGGCUUCCGACCAUAGCCAAACUCAUAAGCUUUCAUCUAUUCUCCGUUUGCUUCAUGCAAGGUCAUUUACCGCUUCACUUUCUCAACUACUCUUAAACAUUGAUUCAUUGAUUGCUGUGCAUC
This is a messenger RNA of Fomitiporia mediterranea MF3/22, 941 nucleotides long. RefSeq lists its product as uncharacterized. The record is from RefSeq and is a predicted model, not a curated record. NCBI's taxonomy places the organism in Eukaryota, Fungi, Basidiomycota, Agaricomycetes, Hymenochaetales, Hymenochaetaceae. Bases 71 to 619 code for a protein of 182 amino acids. The transcript has 4 exons. Gene Ontology annotation, molecular function: DNA-binding transcription factor activity, RNA polymerase II-specific; zinc ion binding. Gene Ontology annotation, biological process: regulation of DNA-templated transcription.